AUGGAACAUUUAGCACUCCCGUGGUGGCCGAAUACCACUUCUGCGACCGCAAGUGGUGGUUUUGAUGCUCAUGGAUCGUUGGAAAAUGCAUCUACUAGUAACUGCUGUGGCCUAUCCAACUUAAUGAGAAGAGUACUCAGAAAAAGAAGCAAAAUGUUGCAUUCUACAAGCAGGCAAUCCUCGUUCCAAUGCCGAUACGAUCCACUGAGUUAUUCGCUAAACUUUGAUACAAAUGGCUCCACCAGUAACUUAUUGGAUGAAGAUUACUAUAAAUUCUAUUCCUUCUCGUCAAGGUUUGUUGCUACGCCAAGAACUGAUUGCCAAAGACUGACUUCUUCCCAAUAG
This is a messenger RNA of Fraxinus pennsylvanica, 345 nucleotides long. NCBI's taxonomy places the organism in Eukaryota, Viridiplantae, Streptophyta, Magnoliopsida, Lamiales, Oleaceae. The record is from the annotation of a GenBank genome assembly.